Talpa occidentalis (Iberian mole) is the source of this 1663-nucleotide messenger RNA. RefSeq names its product proprotein convertase subtilisin/kexin type 7-like. Lineage: Eukaryota; Metazoa; Chordata; Mammalia; Eulipotyphla; Talpidae. The transcript is spliced from 11 exons. Gene Ontology annotation, cellular component: Golgi membrane; trans-Golgi network. The record is from RefSeq and is a predicted model, not a curated record. Gene Ontology annotation, biological process: protein processing. The coding region runs from base 164 to 1648 and encodes 494 amino acids. Gene Ontology annotation, molecular function: serine-type endopeptidase activity.
GGCAGCAGCUGCGGCCCGGCUGCCCACAGGUCUGCCGUCAGUGCUCAGAGUCAACCCUGCUGACAGUGCAAGUGAUGCCUUUUCUCCACUGGCACAAAAUGAGUGUGAGGUGGUUAGCCAGACCAGGAGCUCAACCUCACGGCGAGUCCAGCCUGCUGCUCUGAUGCCGAGGGGGAGGCAAAAAGUGCCACACUCGGAUGCCCCCCUGGGCCUGCCCAUCUGCCUCUGGCUGGAGUUCUUACUGGUUCCCUGGGUCAUGGGCUUGGCAGGGACUGGUGGGCCUGGGGACCAAGGGCCAGGGGGGCUAAGCUGGGCUGUACAUCUGGACAGCCCAGAAAGCGAGGGGCAGGAAGAGACUCUGGAGCAGCAAGCAGAUGCCUUGGCCCAGGCAGUAGGGCUGGUGAACUCCGGACGCAUCGGGGAGCUCCAGGGACACUACCUCUUCAUCCAGCCUGCUGGGCAUAGGAAGGACCAGCAGGUGGAGGCCAUCCGGAAGCAGGCAGAGGCUGUGUUUACCCGGCACGAAGCUGUGCGCUGGCACUCGGAGCAGAGGCUGCUGAAGCGGACCAAGCGCAGCCUCCACUUUAACGACCCUAAGUACCCGCAACAGUGGCACCUGAAUAACAGACGGAGUCCUGGCAGGGACAUCAACGUGACAGGUGUAUGGGAGCGCAAUGUUACUGGACGAGGUGUGACUGUGGUGGUGGUGGAUGACGGUGUGGAGCACACCAUCCAGGACAUCGCCCCCAACUAUUGCCCUGAGGGCAGCUAUGACCUCAACUCGAAUGACCCGGACCCUAUGCCCCACCCGGACGUGGAGAAUGGCAAUCACCACGGGACACGCUGCGCGGGAGAGAUCGCUGCUGUGCCCAACAACAGCUUCUGUGCUGUGGGAGUGGCGUUCGGGAGCCGCAUCGCAGGUAUCCGGGUGCUGGACGGACCCCUCACCGACAGCAUGGAGGCUGUGGCCUUCAAUAAGCACUAUCAGAUCAAUGACAUCUACAGCUGCAGCUGGGGACCAGAUGAUGAUGGAAAGACAGUGGAUGGCCCCCAUCAGCUUGGAAAGGCUGCCUUGCAACAUGGGGUAAUCGCCGGCCGCCAGGGCUUUGGAAGCAUCUUCGUGGUCGCCAGUGGCAACGGAGGCCAGCACAACGACAACUGCAACUAUGACGGCUACGCCAACUCCAUCUACACCGUCACCAUAGGUGCUGUGGAUGAGGAGGGGCGGAUGCCUUUCUAUGCAGAGGAGUGCGCCUCCAUGCUGGCGGUCACCUUCAGUGGGGGGGACAAGAUGCUCCGGAGCAUUGUGACCACUGACUGGGACCUUCAGAAGGGCACAGGCUGCACUGAGGGCCACACGGGGACCUCAGCAGCUGCCCCCCUGGCGGCUGGCAUGAUAGCCCUCAUGCUGCAGGUGCGGCCCUGCCUCACAUGGCGUGACGUCCAGAACAUCAUUGUCUUCACGGCCACCCAGUAUGAGGAUCGCCGCGCAGACUGGGUCACCAACGAGGCCGGCUUCAGCCACAGCCACCAGCAUGGAUUCGGCCUGCUCAACGCUUGGAGACUCGUGAAUGCCGCCAAGGUGACCGGCACUGGCAGGGCAGCGAGUCCUGUAGGGAGAAACCAAGGGAGGGAACUAAAUCCCUAAAACAUUGCCUGGCAC